Messenger RNA from Zootoca vivipara (common lizard), 1533 nucleotides. RefSeq names its product keratin, type II cuticular Hb5-like. Gene Ontology annotation, cellular component: keratin filament. NCBI's taxonomy places the organism in Eukaryota, Metazoa, Chordata, Lepidosauria, Squamata, Lacertidae. Gene Ontology annotation, biological process: intermediate filament organization; keratinization. The record is from RefSeq and is a predicted model, not a curated record. Gene Ontology annotation, molecular function: structural constituent of skin epidermis.
AUGUCUUGCCACUCAAACUCUGCAUGUGGCCCCAGGAAUUUCAGCUCUUGCUCAGCUGUCCUGCAUCCUGCAGGCCAUGCUUCCCGGGUGAGCACUUCCUGCUCUGCUAAGGUCACUGAGAUCAGCUAUGGAGGAGAGGGUCACUUUAGUAGCAGGAGCCUGGGUGGCGCUGGUUCAUGUGGCCCCAGGAUUGCUGCCAACAGUUGCCUGCCUCCGCGGUGUGGAUAUAGCUGUCAUGGUGUCGGCACUGGAUAUGGCUAUUGUGGCACUGGAUACGGCUAUGGUUUCAGGCGCUCCGGAGUCUGCCCACCCUGUUCACCUGGCAUCACCCCUGUCACUUGCAACGAGACGCUGCUUCAACCUCUCAACCUGGGGAUCGAUGCCACAGCCCAAGCAGCGAAAUGCCAAGAGAAGAAUGAACUCCAGUUCCUCAACAGCAAGUUUGCCUGUUUCAUUGACAAGGUCCGAUUCUUGGAGCAGCAGAAUCUGAUGCUGAAGACCAAAUGGGACUUCUUGCAAGAGAGGAAGUGCUGCAAAAGUAACAUGGAGCCCAUGUUUAAUGAGUACAUUGCCAACCUGAAGAAAGAGCUGGAGUGCUUGGAAUGUGAGAGGGCACAGCUGCAGGCAGAAAUGAAAAACUGGAGCAACACCCUGGAGUGCAACAGGAAAAAGUUCGAAGAGGAGUGUCACCGGCGCACAUGUGCUGAAAAUGAGUAUGUGACUAUUAAAAAGGAGGUGGAUUGUGUUUUCAUGGACAAGUCAGAAAAGGAGACGAAAGUGGACGCCUUGAUGAAAGACAUCUCCUUUUUCAGAGCUACCUUUGAGGAGGAAAUCCGCGAGCUGCAAUCCUGCAUUUCGGACACCUGUGUCACAGUGCAGAUGGACAACAGCCGAGGACUGAAUAUGGACUGUGUCAUUGAGGAAUUCCGGCGUCGGUAUGAAGAUAUUGCCUCUCGGAGCCGGGCUGAGGCGGAAGCUUGGUGCCAUUGCCAGUAUCAAGAGUUGAAAACAACUGCGGCCAAACAUUGUGACAACCUGCGUAGCGUCAAGGAAGAACUUAGUGAGCUGACACGGGUGGUCCACAGGCUGGAGGCAGAAGUUUCAAGUGUCAAAGCCCAGAGGGCAAAACUGGAAGAGGAGGUGGCUGCAGCUGAGGAGCGUGGGGAGAUAGCUGUGAAAGAUGCCAAAUGCAAGUUGGCUGAGCUGGAAGAUGCCUUGCACAAGGCCAAGCAGGAUAUGGCCUGCCAGCUGCGAGAGUACCAGGAGCUGAUGAACGUCAAGCUGGCCCUGGAUAUUGAGAUCGCCACCUACAGGAAGCUGCUGGAAGGAGAGGAAUACAGGUUGGGUGAGGGAGAAUGUGCUGUGAACAUCUCUGUGCGAAGGAGUCAGGGUGCAGUUGUGUGCGACACCGACCCACGACCUGUGUGCGGGCCCCGCGGCAAGAUCACAACAACCUGUGGCCCUCGAGUGACAACCUGCGGGCCAGGCAGAGAUCCGUCCUCUGCACUCCUACCAGCCAAGAUAAUCACUUGA